AUUUGUGGUUAUGGAUUAACCUGACUCUCAGACUGACAUGGCGGAACCAGGACGAAAUUGCAGUUUCUCCUUGGCCCAUCCCUGUGUCAGCGGCUUCAGGAUGCGGCAGUUCACAGUCUUCCUGCUGUUCAUGUCCACCUGGGGCGUUUCUAGCACACUGGUCCGUCCUGACCCAGUGUUCUCCAGCAGCGAGCACGCAAACCAGCUGCUCCGGGUCAAACGUGCUAACAGUUUCCUGGAGGAGAUGUGGCCAGGCAACCUGGAACGCGAGUGCGUGGAGGAGCUCUGUGACUUUGAGGAGGCCCAGGAGAUUUUCCAGAAUGUGGAUGACACACUGGCCUUCUGGAUCAAGUACUUCGAUGGUGACCAGUGCACGGCUCCGCCCUUGGACCACGAGUGCGACAGCCCAUGCUGUGGGCAUGGCACAUGCAUCGAUGGCCUGAGCAGCUUCAGCUGCAGCUGCGAUAAGGGCUGGGAGGGCAGGUUCUGCCAAAAGGAGCUGCGCUUCCACGACUGCCAGGUGAAAAACGGCGGCUGCUGGCACUACUGCUUGGAGGAGGGAGGCGGAAGGCGCUGUACCUGCGCCCCUGGCUACGAGCUGGCAGACGACCAUGUGCAGUGCAAGUCCACAGUGAAUUUUCCAUGUGGGAAGCUGGGGAAGUGGAUGGAAAAGAAACGCAAGAACUUCAAACGGGACACAAACCCAGAAAAAGAACUAGAACCAGAUCCAAGGAUCGUCAAUGGAACACUGACAAAGCAGGGUGACAGUCCUUGGCAGGCUAUCCUUCUGGACUCCAAGAGGAAGCUGGCCUGUGGAGGAGUGCUCAUUCACCCCUCCUGGGUGCUGACGGCGGCCCACUGCAUGGAGAACACCAAGAAGCUUACCGUGAGGCUUGGUGAGUAUGAUCUGCGACGCAAGGACCACUGGGAAUUGGACCUGGAAAUCAAGGAGGUUUUCAUCCACCCUAACUACAGCCGGAGCACCAGUGACAAUGACAUUGCACUGCUUCGCCUGGCCAAGGCAGCCACUCUCUCUAAAACCAUAGUGCCCAUCUGCCUGCCCAACAACGGCCUAGCAGAGCGGGAGCUCACUCAGGCUGGCCGGGAGACAGUGGUGACAGGUUGGGGCUAUCAAAGUGACAGAGACAAAGAUGGCAGAAGAAACCGCACCUCCAUUCUCACCUUCAUCCGCAUCCCCGUGGCCCCACGAAACGAGUGCAUGCAGGUCAUGAACAAUGUGGUCUCAGAGAACAUGCUCUGUGCAGGCAUCCUUGGUGAUAGGAGAGAUGCCUGUGAUGGAGACAGCGGGGGACCUAUGGUGGUCUUCUUUCGGGGUACCUGGUUCCUAGUGGGCCUGGUGAGCUGGGGUGAGGGCUGUGGGCAACUCAACAACUACGGCGUCUACACCAAAGUGAGCCGCUACCUUGAAUGGAUCCACAGCUACAUCGGGGACAAGGAUGCCUCCCUGAAGAGCCAGAGCUUGUAGCAUCCCUCCCUGAUAAUCUCUGUACCCCAGAGGCCAAUCUUAGAAGUGAGCAUCCAAGACAGAGGACAUUAAAGGGGCAUGCAACAAACAUU
This is a messenger RNA of Psammomys obesus (fat sand rat), 1578 nucleotides long. RefSeq names its product protein C, inactivator of coagulation factors Va and VIIIa (gene Proc). Gene Ontology annotation, biological process: proteolysis; blood coagulation. Gene Ontology annotation, cellular component: extracellular region. The record is from RefSeq and is a predicted model, not a curated record. Gene Ontology annotation, molecular function: calcium ion binding; serine-type endopeptidase activity. Bases 38 to 1486 code for a protein of 482 amino acids. Lineage: Eukaryota; Metazoa; Chordata; Mammalia; Rodentia; Muridae. The transcript is spliced from 9 exons.